Messenger RNA from Dromaius novaehollandiae (emu), 5562 nucleotides. It is a transcript of the gene SYNPO, whose product is annotated as synaptopodin. Bases 462 to 3614 code for a protein of 1050 amino acids. Gene Ontology annotation, molecular function: actin binding. The record is from RefSeq and is a predicted model, not a curated record. The transcript has 4 exons. Gene Ontology annotation, biological process: modification of dendritic spine; spine apparatus assembly; positive regulation of actin filament bundle assembly. Gene Ontology annotation, cellular component: spine apparatus; actin cytoskeleton; nucleus. NCBI's taxonomy places the organism in Eukaryota, Metazoa, Chordata, Aves, Casuariiformes, Dromaiidae.
CAUUUCCCAUCGGCUCCGUGGUGCAGGCUGCUUGCAGCAGCAGCGUGAGGAGCCCCGGCGCCCGCCCGGGGAGCACGUGGCCCCUGAGAACCGUGGCACCGCAGCAGGUUCCUGGAAGCCGCUCCAUCUGCCCCGUGUUUCUGGAAAGGAGAAAUCCCUGGAAAACGCUCCUCGGUGACAUAGUCCCAGUCAGAUCUUCCAUGGACAGAGCUGCGGGGGAAGCGGCCGCACGCCGCCGUGUCCCGGCGAUGCCUCUCUGACGGGAGCCUGGCUGCGUGGCCCUGUGGCAGCAGCCGAAUCCUGCCUGCGGCGCUGGCUGAUGAGCAAGGACCAGCUCUGACACGCUUUCCCUGUCGGACAGUGGGCGCGCUCCUAGGGACGAUCCCAGAGGGAAUCCAGCCCUCGGGUUAGGAGGAGCAGGCUGAGCAUCAUCCCCAAAGAGACCGAGGAAAACGGGCAAGAUGCUGAAGGCAACGCUGCGGCCGCUGUGUCUGCGGACUCAGCCUGGCUGUGCUGCGCCCGGCGAAGCCAGCCAAAAUUCCCGUGCCUACAGGCCCGCCAAGGCGGAUGCAGGAGAAGGACAUGGCUGCUCACAGGAGGGAGGGAAGAGGGGAGAGCAAAGGUGCCAGCAGCUCAGCGAGGUUUCCCCUUUCCACCCAAUGGAGCAGGAAGAAAAGGUUGAGCCGUCGGGUGGAAAAGUGAGCGCGCACUCCCCGCAGGAGCCGGGCGGACUCAAUGGAGACGUGCUGGGCCUCCAGCUGGAUGGCAGCGCUCUGGCAUCGGCGGCUGAGCCCGCGCCUCUGAGCAGCUGCCCCAGCUCCGAGCUGCCCCCCGCUGCAGCGAGCCCCACAGCUGCCCCAAGCCAGGAGUGGAGAGUGGUGAAGAUCGAGCGAGUGCUCGUCUCUCCCGUCGGCCAGCCGAGGAAAGCAGGUCUCUCCCGGAGCGCCAGCCUCUCCGAGAAGGAGCUGAAGGAGGCAAAGGCGCAGAGCCGGAGGAUCGCAGCCCAGCUCACCACAGCACCGGGUGCCAGCUCCAAGGGCACGCUGCUCUUCCACCGGCGCAAGCAGCGCCUCGACAAGCUCGCCUGGGUGGCCACUGCGGGAGCCGGCGCUGGCCAUGGCACGGGGUGGCCGCUGAGCCCGCCGCCCGCCAGCUGCGGUGCCACCGCUGGAGUGCCCCGGGGGGGCAGCAUGGAGGGAGACAGUGGCCUUGGGAUGCAGCGCGACGGGGUGCAGACGGAGGCAUCCCACCACGAGGAGCCGUCGGCUGAGCUGCAGCAGGUCCCACUGAGCGUCUACUUGAAGGAGAAUAUGGCUUCAGCCAACGGCAUGCAUGAGCAGGGGCCUGGCGGGACGCAGGGCGAGGCCGCGGGGCCCAGGGAGACGCAGACCGCCUGUCCACCAAGCAUGCCCGUCCCUGAGCCGCAGGAGGACGGUGAGGGGUCGGGCAGGGAGCAGAGCGCGCCUGCAGCUGACACAGCAGCAGCUGCACCGGCAACCAGCAAGCAGCCAAACGGCACGCACGGCAAGCAGUACUACGAGGUCCACCUCACCUUGGCGAAGCCCAAGCCUGUGAAGAACAGGACGGCCAGGCCGUUUGGGAUCCAGGCGUCGGUGGUGAAAAGCCAGCCCACGGAGCAGGCCCCGGCGGCUGAGCUGCCCCCGCCGCCCACCUACGCGGAGACCCUGACCAGCCCCCCGCCGCUCACUCGGGUCCGUUCGCCACCUGCCUAUUCGGCGCUGUACCCCGCUGGUGGGCGGAAACCUCUCCCCGGCUGCGGAGGAGGCAGCCUGGCCCCCCUGCCCAAAACGGGGAUCCUGGAGGAGUCUGUUGCCCGGAGAGCCAAUAAAAAGUCCAUGUUCACUUUUGUCGAGAAGCCAAAGUUGGGCCCUAACCCUGAUCUGCUGGAUUUGGUCCAGAACGCCGACAUCAAAAAGAAGCAGAAGGAGCAGGGAGAGGCCGGUGCUGAGGAAGAGCCAUUCGUGCUCGGGGCAGAAGCUGCCAACUUCCUUGCCGGCAGCGCGGCCAGGGGCGGGCAGCACCUCCCACCGGCCGAGGACGCUCCAGCGUGGUCCUCCUGCCUCAAGUCCCCGACUAUCCAGCCGAAGCCCCAGAUCAAGCCCAGCCACAACCUCACCGAGGCGCGAGGGAAAGGAGCCGAGCUCUUCGCCAGGAGGCAGUCAAGGAUGGAGAAAUUCAUCAUCGAGGCUCCAUCUCAGCCUGACCUGCUGCGGUCCCCAUCUCCCACCAUGUCUCUGCCUCCCUCCUGGAAGUAUGACGCCAAUGCUUGCGUGUCGCCUAUGAUCUCCAGGCACCCCAUCAAGAGUCCCUCCAGGCCCUCCAAAACCCCUCCAGCAUCUCUGUAUGGGGGGGGCCUGGUGGAGAAUGAGGUCUCUCAGAAGGAGCUGGAGAUCUCCAAGCACCAGCCCUACCAGCUCCAGUCUUCGCUCUUCAUCCUCUCCCCAUCCAAAGGGCCCCUGAGGUCCAUGCCCCGCGGGACACCUCCGCCGAGGCCCACACUUCCCGACUCCUAUCUGUACCCCCAGCAGACCUCCUGCCCCACGUCUCCUUUGCCUCCAUCCCCCAUUUGGCAUCGCCCCGUGAGGCCUGGUGCCAGCAGGCCCCCCUCCGGCCUGUUCCCUGCGGCGGCUGGGGCCGUGCCCCUGACCCACGAUGGCCGGACCGGCCCCGGAGCCCAGACUGAUGUGCUCCUCACCUGCCCGGGCCACAUGCUGUCACCCAGAGCGAAGGGAGGCUUCCAGGCGCCCAGACCAUCCUACUCCACCAGGAACGCGGGAAUCGAGCCACAGGACAGGCGGCCGUCACUGCCCGCCUCCCCGACGUGGACGCCGCGGGCUGCGCUGCGCCAGGGCAGCGCCGAUGGCUGGGCGAGCCCGGCCUCGGUGCCUGAGCUCGACACGGAGCCCCCCGCGUCCCCGCCGUGGAGCGAGCGGUGUGCGUCCCCGCUGCGGCAGGAGGCCGACCCCAAGGCGAGCCGCCAGCUGCAAGCCCGCCUCGCCAGGAACAUCAUCAAUGCCGCCCGCAGGAAGAGCUCCUCUCCCAAAGCUGUGGGGCCAGAUGGCUCCCGGCCCUUCACCCCGCUAGCCACUGUCGGCAGCCCCAGCCUGCCGCGGUCCCCACGGGUGCUGCCGGCCUGUGGCACCCCCAGCACCCUGCGCAGCCUCUCCCCUGCCUGCAAAAGCCCCCUGCAAUCGCCCCGGGCCAAUGGGCACCGCGGCUCGGCUGACACUGGCGCGCCAGGCCUCGGCACUGCCACCGGCACCAGCCCCGUGGCCCCCAGGGCCAGCCGGGUGGACGGCCACCAACCGCAGCCCCGGGUGCUGCCCGCCGGCGCCUCCUCCGGCCCCCGGACCCUGGGCGCCUGCUCGCCAACCUUCAGGAGCCCCCUGCCGUCGCCCACGGUGGGCGCACGGGGGCCCGCCAGGCGCUAUGCCUCCCGGUCCCCGACGGACUCGGAUGUCUCCCUCGACUCCGAAGAGUCGGGGGCCAGGAGCCCUGCGAUCCACAGCUUCAAUGUCUGCCCGCGGGGCUGGAGCGGGAGCCUGCGGCUGAAGCAGGGUGGGCUUCCACCAGGGGCCCCCUGCACCUCCUAGACAGUGCUGGUGAGGACCCCGCGGUGGCCCUGGAGCGGAUCCCGGCAGCUUUGCCCGCUCCUGGCCCCCAGCGGGCCACAGCGCCAGAGCUUUCCCACCCCGGGCACUGUCACGCUGCGUUUGCACCUGGGCUGGAGGGGAGGAUUGCUGGCACAGCAUGAGGCCAGAAAGCCCCGAAGCCGCCCUCUCGGCAGCAGCAUCCCUGGCCCCAGGACGGUGCAGAGGCCACUACUCGCCUGGCGCUCACAGCUGCAGGGCUGGAGCCCAUGGACGGUGGAAACUCCCUCACCUCCCCAAACAGCCCCCACGCUGGGCAUGUCCCUGAGGAGCAUCGCAUGCCCCAGAGCGGUGUGGUCCGGCCAGCACGCAAGGGGGCCCGGCCGUGUCCGCUCCCUCUGAGGUGCCGCAGGGCUAUCGGCUCAGCGGGCCCACGAGGACCCCCGCCGGCAGUGAGAGCCAGGGCUGAGCCCCUACGCUGCCGGAGGACGGCUCAUGUCCAACCCAGGGACCUCGUCACGGAGGCCCCCCACCUCGGUGCUUCUCAGCCGUCCGACAAGGACGGGCGAGAAGGAGAGGCCGGCGGGGGGGAGGGGGGGAGCAAGCAUGGGUGUGCAGCGAGCCUGCCCCGCCAGAGCAGCCUCCUCCCGCAGCUGCCGCCUGCCUGCUCCGGCAUGCUGGUGCGGUCAGGAGCCUCCCGCCUGCCCAGGAUCCCGUGGCCCAGCUCUAUUUUUACCACCCUAACCUUUACCAGAGGGACUGCGUGGUCAGCAGGGGGAGGAGGCCCCCCGGGGCACCACCUGUGUGGCUGCGUGCAGCUAACAUUGGUCCCCAACGCCUGGGCGUCCCCUGCCCCAUCUGUCCCCCCAGAUCCUAGGAGCGUUCCCGGGCAGGGGCAAAAGGCCCAGCCUCCGGUUCAUGCUGGGUUCAUUUCUAUUCCGAUUUUGCAAGAGGAGAAGUUGCUUUUUCAGUCCAUUCCCCAAACCCUCAAAUCUUCACUACUUUUUUUUUUUUUUUUUUUUUUUUUUUUUUUUCCACUUUUGACCCCCUUCUCGAAGAAGCUUCCCCAGAUCCUUCCUAGGCGACCAAAGUGAAAGCCAAAGUUAUUUAUUGUCAUGGCUGGUGACGCCCCCCAACUCAGCCCAGGCAAAGAGAGGGCUGUUCCCACCCCUAUCCCCCAUGUCCAUCCCCCCCAUCUCUCUCCUCCCCCAUGCUCACCUCUGCCCCCCACCCCAGCUCCAUGGGGCUGAGGGGCUGAGUGGGGCUGGUGGCCCAGCGGGGGGAGGCAGUGGGGCCGCACGAGGUACACAGGACGCAGAGCAGGUUGCGGAGGGGCUGUGGGAGGUCGCAGGGCAGCAGGCAAUGUGGAGAGGGUCUCGGGGAUGGGACCGUGUCCCCGCGAGGCAGCUCGGCUCCCCCGAGGGCCGAGGGGGUGUUGGUGUCAGAGGGAAGCGUGGGUGGGUGCCAGCGGGAGGAGGGCGUCAGGGCAGAUGCAGGUAUGGGGCAGAGCCUGGGGGAGCAGCAGGUGCCGGGGGGGGCAGCAGGUACCCAGAGCAUUCAGCCACAGGGAGAGGGGUGCCAGGCCCCCUGGUGCCCUCCACCGCUGCCAGGGUGCCAGGGAGAUGCUAGGAUGGCGGGGGCACAGCCCAGCCCCACAUGAAGCAGCCCUGGCCUAGGGGAUGCAGCACUGGGGGUGGUAGGAGCUACCCCAGGACAGGGGGAUGCAUUUGGGCCAUCGGGCACCGGUCCUGUUAGGGCAGCAUGGGGUCGCCCCUUCCCUUCUCUUCCUCGGGAUGCCUCGAGCAGAGAAAGCCAGCGCCCAUCCCGCCGCCCCCCAGCCUGCCCUUCCCUGGGAUGCUCGCUUGCCCUGCCCAUCCCAGCAGCCGCUGCGGCCUGCCUGUCGCCACGCCAUUGUAUCCCCAGCUCAGAAAUAAACUGCCGUUAUCCCACC